CGUUGCAUUUGCGGCGCCGCGGACCACGCACGCUUCUCAGCAUGGCUUCCGCGGACUCCCGGCGAAUGGGGAAUGAUGGUGGUGGUGGUGGUGUCGGGGGCGCCUUCCAGCCCUACCUGGACUCCUUGCGGCAGGAGCUGCAGCAGAGGGACCCGACGCUGCUGUCAGUCGUGGUGGCGCUUCUCGCGGUGCUGCUGACGCUGGUGCUGUGGAAGUUCAUCCGCAGCAGAAGGAGCAGUCAGAGAGCCGUUCUUCUCGUUGGCCUGUGUGACUCCGGGAAGACAUUGCUCUUUGUCAGAUUGUUAACGGGCCUUUACAGAGACACUCAGACUUCCAUCACUGACAGCUCUGCUGCAUACAGAGUCAACAAUUCCAGGGGCACUAACCUGACCUUGAUUGACCUCCCUGGCCACGAGAGCUUGAGACUUCAGUUCUUAGAGCGGUUUAAGGCUUCAGCCCGGGCUGUUGUGUUUGUUGUGGAUAGUGCAGCCUUCCAGCGAGAGGUGAAGGAUGUGGCUGAGUUUCUGUAUCAAGUCCUCGUUGACAGCAUGAGUCUGAAGAACGCACCAUCAUUCUUAAUUGCCUGCAAUAAGCAAGACAUUACAAUGGCAAAAUCAGCAAAGUUAAUUCAGCAACAGCUUGAGAAAGAACUCAACACUUUACGAGUCACCCGCUCUGCGGCCCCCAGCACACUGGACAGUUCCAGCGCAGCCCCUGCUCAGCUGGGAAAGAAAGGCAAAGAAUUUGAAUUCUCGCAGUUGCCCCUCAAAGUGGAGUUCGUGGAGUGUAGUGCCAAGGGUGGAAGAGGGGACGCCAGCUCUGCUGACAUCCAGGACUUGGAGAAGUGGCUGGCUAAGAUCGCCUGAGGGGCGAACUCAGACACCCAGCUGUGAAUGUGCAUGUGGUGACGGACAGUUUUGGAAAAGGGUGUAGUUAGAAACAUUUCCUUGUUCUGGAAACAAGUUAUUGUAGAAUUCCAGCCUGGAGUUUUCUUUAAAAGUCCAGUUCCCCUUAUUGCUUUCAAACUUGUCACUUUUAUUGACUCGUGUGCCUUCCCUUUGUUAAAGUGUACGUGAUAUCCCGUUAGUGUAUGCUUGAUGUUCGUCUUUGUGACCAUGACAAGCAAACUCCACGUAGAGAAGAUCAUGAGACCAUGGUUACCAUCUGAAAAGUUAAGAAUCUUGUGCUUUGGUCCCUUUUUUCUGGAAACAAACCUCUGUGUAUGGAACCAGUUAAUUUCCAAUUACCCUUGAGGUUCAUGGACAGUAUAUCAUUUAGUCCUUUUGAACUCUCAGAUUUGUAUGUACAAUUACAAUAUGGUCUCCCGACAUGUGGAGACAGAUAUAAAACAGCAAGGCUGUGUUGACAGUGGGUCUGUUCUUCAUCAGCUCAGUGACUUGUCCACACUCCACCCUCAUAGCAUUUAAGUUUCCAAAACGUGACGAACCCUUGGAAUUAAUCAUUCCCAAGUGAUAGAACUGUAAGUGCUAUUUUGCCAAAUGCCAAGGGUCUAGUGGUUUCCCCUAACGGGGAGUAUAUGGAGAUUUAGAAGCCCUUCUGCUUUCUGGGUGGCUGAAGGCUCCUGAUCUAUCUUCAUGUGCUGUUUGAUCAGCUCCUGUUGUGUACUCUUAGCUAGAAUGCCGUGGAACAAAUGCAAAAUGAAAAACGUUUUCUGGAUUUUUAAUGUGCAUUUCACUUACGUUAAGAAAAAUGGCCUUUUCAAAGUGAUUAUUUGCUGUCUUCUUAAAUGUAUGGAUUUUAUAAAUUAUUAAUACAUUUCUUGGUAAAUAAAACAGCCUGUUUAGCUCAAAGCGA
Molecule: messenger RNA, 1815 nt
Organism: Myotis daubentonii (Daubenton's bat)
Lineage: Eukaryota; Metazoa; Chordata; Mammalia; Chiroptera; Vespertilionidae
Gene: SRPRB
Product: SRP receptor subunit beta
Biological process (GO): protein localization to Golgi apparatus; intracellular protein transport; Golgi to plasma membrane protein transport
Cellular component (GO): Golgi apparatus
Molecular function (GO): GTPase activity; GTP binding
Source: RefSeq, a predicted model, not a curated record